UGACGACCGUUCUUCGCGACACCUCAACACUAUAAGAACCUCGAUGCCAGCGCAGUGAUGGGAGCCAAGCAACGACAACCAGUUCUCGACUCGGCCGGUUCGACUGUACAUAUUCUGUUGGACUUUGUAUAUUUAUUCUAUUGUUUCUUUUGUGUUCACGAUGAAGAUAUCUCAAAGCAGGCUGGCCCUGUUGGCGCUUUGCUUGGUACAAUGGGUGUCUUGCCGUGUGGUGCAGUUCCAGAUCGAUCUGACCUGGGAGGACGUGCCCGUGGCCGGUGCCCUGCGAAAGGCCAUCUUGAGCAAUGGUCAGCUCCCGGGGCCUGCCUUGUGGUUGAAGCAGGGCGAUGAUGUGGAAUUUUUGGUUAAUAACUCGAUGCCGUUUGCGACGACGGUUCACUUUCAUGGUAUCCAACAACAAGGCACUCCCUGGUCGGACGGAGUCCCCGGACUCUCGCAGGACGAAAUCCAGCCCGGGGACCAGUUUCUCUACAAAUGGAAGGCCGCUGAUUACGGGUCGUAUGUGUAUCACUCGCACGUGCGGGCUCAGAUCGAAGAUGGCCUCUACGGGCCCAUCUAUAUUGAGCCAGAGGACUCGGUGGAGAGGCCGUUUGCGUUGGUUUCGCAGGCGGAUGAGCCGGCGAUGUUGGAAGCGGAAAAGCACACGCAACCGAUUGUCAUUUCGGAUUGGAGGCCGUUUCCUUCCGAGGAUAUUCUCCAGAUUCAAGUCGCCUCGGGGGUGGAGAACUACUGUUCCAAUUCGAUUCUCAUCAAUGGCAAAGGCUCGGUGUAUUGCCCGUCACAGGAGCACAUUAAUGCCAUUACGACGGAGGCGCAGAAGCAGAUUCUGGGGAAUGCCACCUUGACUGACAUGGCAUGUCUACCACCCCAAGCCAUCGUGGGCUCUUACCCAGCCGAUCUCAGCAAGGUCCCCAAGGGCUUCUACGAAGGCUGUACGCCGAGCGAGGGGCCCACGGAGGUGUUCCAGGUCGAUGCUGCGUCGCAAUACGUCAGCUAUGACCUGAUCAGCAUGGCGGGUCUCUCUUCCCUCGUGUUCUCCAUCGACGAGCAUCCCAUGUAUGUGUACGCCAUCGAUGGACGUUAUGUGGAGCCCCUACUGGUCGAUGCCGUCACGGUUCCCAUCGGAUCGCGAUACUCGGUGAUGGUACAACUGAAGUCGGAUCCGGCCGGUGACUACACAGUCCGGGUUGCCAACAACUACGCCACCCAGCUCAUCAAUGGCACCGCCGUCCUGUCCUACGGCCGCUCGACCCCCGGCCAGAGCCAUCCCUCCCAGCCGUAUCUGAACGAGGCCGGUGCCAAUGCAACCACCACCGCGGUCUUCCUGAACGAAAGCCGUGUGGUGCCCUUUCCCGUGGAAACACCUGCUCUGCACGCAGACCGGACGUACAUCCUCAACGUCAACACGAUCAAUGCCUCAUACAUCUGGACCCUGGGCAACAGCUACCCCAUGUCGAAUGAAGAACUGUCUCCCCCCGUCCUGUUCAACCUCAGCGCCAUCUCGCCCGCCUAUUCCAUAACCACGUUGAACAACACCUGGGUGGAUCUCAUCAUCAACAUCACCACCAUGGGCCAACCACAACAUCCCAUCCACAAGCACUCCAACAAGUACUUUGUGAUCGGGCAAGGGUCGGAGCCGUUCACCUACUCCUCGGUAGCGGAGGCCAUGGAAUCCAUUCCGCAGAACUUCAACCUCGAGAACCCUCAGUUCCGAGACACGUUUUACUCGCCGCCCUCGAACACGGCGCCGUCCUGGUUGGCCAUCCGCUACUUGGUUGAGAAUCCGGGACCGUUCCUCCUCCAUUGUCAUCUGCAGAUGCACCACACGGGCGGAUUGGCGCUGGCGUUGCUGGAUGGGGUGGAUGCGUGGCCGAUGGAUAUUCCGGAGGAGUAUCGCAUGCCUGUGAUGCCUGUGUAG
Messenger RNA from Aspergillus ibericus CBS 121593, 1936 nucleotides. RefSeq names its product multicopper oxidase. The coding region runs from base 161 to 1936 and encodes 591 amino acids. Gene Ontology annotation, molecular function: oxidoreductase activity; copper ion binding. The transcript is spliced from 2 exons. The record is from RefSeq and is a predicted model, not a curated record. Lineage: Eukaryota; Fungi; Ascomycota; Eurotiomycetes; Eurotiales; Aspergillaceae.